This is a messenger RNA of Tricharina praecox, 1785 nucleotides long. RefSeq lists its product as uncharacterized. The transcript is spliced from 4 exons. Lineage: Eukaryota; Fungi; Ascomycota; Pezizomycetes; Pezizales; Pyronemataceae. The coding region runs from base 1 to 1785 and encodes 594 amino acids. The record is from RefSeq and is a predicted model, not a curated record.
AUGGAGAGGCUUAGGAAGACGGCGGGACUGCUGUGGAGUAGUGAUGAGUUUAGGGACUUGAUCAAUGAUUUCGCCAGUGUUGGUCGCGACAUGUUUGCGGAUGCAGCUUCGCAGGUGGCUUCUGGUGCUUCCCACGCUGCCGACAAUGCCAGAUCCACCGACGUGAAUAUCGAUCAGGAAUCGACGUCCAGCAAGGCAAUCAAGGAGAAGGGCAACGCAGCCUCGCAGCAGGUACGCCAGGCGAGUUACCAGUUCCGUGACGACCUCGAAGCGUACCUCCGUGAGAAGUUCCCCAAGCAGCGCAGGGACGCCGUCAUCAACCGCAUGAAAAAGGUGGUGCAGGAUAUCCAGGAGAAUCCCGACUUCCAGGAGACGGUUGAUUUCGUUGUCGAUAUGAUGCACCGAUAUGCCACUCGCGUCAAAGACAGCGUUGCCGCUGAGGGAAAGCAAGCCGACGUCAAGUCGGAUGAGAACUUCGACAUUGCCAUGAAGGAUGCCCAGGCCCUUCUCAUGGCUUUUGCCAAUGGCAAGUCGUUGGAUCCCAUCUACGACGCUCUCAACAAGGUCAUCGAUGACAUCCAGUCGGAUAAUGAGCUUAAAGAGUUCUACAAUCACGUCUCACAGGAGUUCAACCGGCUCAUCACUGAAAAGGGCUACGUGACUAGCGACGCUGCCGACGCAGAAGCGCACAGGCUCUACGAACGCUCUCAGGAAUUACUGAAUGAGAAAUCGGACCGCUAUCGCCCCGACGUCGAGAAUCUGUUCUCCGAGGCGCGUUCAUUCAUCGAUGCCAUUCGCAACGAUAAGGAGAGUGUCAGGGUUGCCGAGGCGAGCAAGAAAGUGUACAAAGACUUGGUCGUCACGGAUAAGAAUGGAAACUUCAGGGGGUUCAGGAAGAGGGUUCUCUGGGAUCUACUGGAGGUUGUGUUCCCUCGCUUCGUGGAUGAGGUCAAGUAUAUUCCCAUCCCGAGAAUUGAGUAUCAAGAUCCGGAUUUCGAUCUGAUCCUGGAGAAUGUUGUGCUCGAAUCUGAGCACUUUCUCCCAACCCGCACCGUCCUCGAAGCCUUCACCCGUUUCGAAGUUACAAACUCUUAUACGGUCUCCAGCACCCACACGACGACCACGCACCUGCACGUCUCCAACAUCAAUCUCUUCUGCAAGGACGCCUCCUUCAUCGUGCGCAAGAAGACGGGCCUUUCAUUCUCCGACCGUGGGUUCAUCGACGUCUUCAUGACCGGCCGCGGGGCGUCUGCCGACAUACUCCUCGAGUCAUCUUCGCACGACGAAGAUGAAGACGAAGACCCCACGGCCGAGUCCUACUUCCGCGUCAAGUCCGUUACCGUCAAGAUCCACAACUUCUCGUACAACUACCAUGCAUACCACACCUGGGCCGCUGCCUUGCUAGCCCCGAUCAUCAAGCCCGCGGUCCGGAAGCUCCUCGCAAACGUCCUGGAGCAACGCAUCCGCGGCGCCAUAGAACAGCUCGAUAGGGAGAUCUAUGCCGCCGCCGAGCGCAUGCGUGUAGCAAGCAUUGCCAACCGCGGCGGCGGAAGUAUGGAGGCGUGGAUCCGUGCUGUUCUGUCACGGCCCGAGCAUGCGAGGAGACGGAGGAGGCAGCGCGGCGAGUUCAGAGUUUCGGUCGAGGACGACGGCGCACUCAUAUUCCCAGGCGAACAUGCGCCCGGAGGGAUACUCGCGAAGGUUAAGAAGGCGGAGGACAACGUUGAGGUCGGCCAUGAGGGACAGGGCAGGUGGAGGAAUUCGGUGUUUGAUGUGCGUCGUUGA